This is a messenger RNA of Procambarus clarkii (red swamp crayfish), 2422 nucleotides long. The record is from RefSeq and is a predicted model, not a curated record. NCBI's taxonomy places the organism in Eukaryota, Metazoa, Arthropoda, Malacostraca, Decapoda, Cambaridae.
GCAGGGAGGGAGGUAGGGGGGGGGAUACAGGGGAGGUUGCCUCAUCCCUCACCCUUACUGUUGCUGCCCACCCUGCGUCUCAUCACCCUUACUCAGCACAACUCUCGCCCUCACCACCAUGGCUGCUGCACCCUCGUCUCUCCUGCUGGUGGCCAGGACCGCCAGGCUCCUGGGGCUCCAUGGCAAGCUGAGAGGGGCGGCGUUGGCCGUGCCUGUACGUCACCUAUCAUAUUCACCGGGCCUCGCUCAGGCCAAGAAAGAAUGGUACGAGGUAUCAUACCAGAAAGUAGAUGGAACAAAAUUCACUGUGAAGGGGAAGGAAGGCGACAAUCUUCUGGACAUUGCUGUAAAUAAUGACUUGGACCUUGAAGGCUAUGGUGCUUGUGAGGGUACUCUGGCUUGUUCUACAUGUCAUCUGAUCUUCAAAAAGGAGGACUUUGAUUUAAUAGAAGAGCCAUGUACUGAUGAAGAACUGGAUAUGCUAGAUCUUGCAUAUGGACUCACAGAUACGGUAGCUUGCGUGUCGCUGUCUGGUGCCGGCUUCUUGGGCAUUUACGAAAUUGGUGCUAUUGAAUGCCUGGAUCACCAUUGGCCAGAACUUUUUAAAAAGGCAAAUAUGGCUGGGGCAUCAGCUGGUGCUCUUCUGGCAGCUUCUUUGGUAUGCAAUGUGCCAGUAGAGAGAAUCAAGUCAGGCUUUUUCGAAACAGCAGCUGAAGCUCAGAAAUGGACAAUGGGCCCCUUUAGCCCUAACUUCAGUAUUGAAGACUACUUAAGAGUGGGAUUAGAAGCUUUACCUCCUGAUGCUCAUAUUAGGGCCAGUGGGAGACUGACUGUAUCCCUCACCAAGGUUACCAGUAAAGAAAAUAUAUUGGUAUCCAACUGGGAGUCAAGAGAGGAACUCAUCCAAUGUCUUGUAUGUUCCUGCUUUAUCCCUCUGUUUUCUGGUCAUAAAUUUCCACUCUUUCGUGGAACUAAAUUCAUAGAUGGAUGCUUCACUAAUAAUCUUCCUGUGGUACAGCAGCCAACUAUUACCAUAAGCCCAUUUGAAAGCUUGGCUGAUAUUUGUCCAAGAAAUCCUUCAAAGGAACCCCUGUAUGUAAAGAUUGGUAAUGAGCAUAUGGCUGUAACAUUUGCCAAUGUAGCAAGACUUAUUCACUCUUUGUUACCCCCACCAGCAGAGGUCUUAGAGGACUUGUAUGUCAUGGGAUAUAGAGAUGCUUACUACUUUUUACAAAGGAAACGCUCAUUCUUUAGGUAGGGUAAGCAGGUGUGACAUUGACAACUGUUAAAACAUUUUCAUUUAAUGUUUCUUGGGUUGUUUGCAUACAAGCUUGUAAAGUAUUAUAGUACACAUAUGGGCAAAAUAUUAUGUACAGAAGCAAAAUUUGUACUACAAUGUACUACAUUUCCUUAAACAGUUAGUAUAAUUUAUAAGUGCAAAUAACCACAAUACUGUAGUAGGAUGCUGGAUUAGUUUUAGGGGAAUUUUAAUUUAUUUUUGUUCUGUAGAACUAGUGAGCAGUUUGAGUGCUCAGAGUACUUUGCAAUGCUAUUUAAUACUUUAUCAGUAAUCUGGGGUUACUGUACAUUGGAUGCUGGUAAGGCAAGCCCCACGAUCAUAAUGAGUUUACCAUCACAAGGUAGCAGUGGUCCCUAACCAAGUACAGUAUAGUGUUUACAGUGUUGAAUUAUAUAAUGUACUGCACUGUAGAAUUUGAAUAUACUGUAGUAUCUUUGAGUUUCAUGCAGACCAUUUGGAAUCGGCUGCAGAUCUGAAUGUGUUGAACCCAAGAAAAUAUGUUUGGUAAUAGUAUGUAUAUUAGUUUAUACAUAGAUGUAGCUAUAUGUUGGUACACUUUUGGAGUGUUUGGCUGCUUCAUCUGCAGAUAAUUCAAAUCAUAAUAGAUGUAUGUUGUAGUACUGUAUAUACCAAUUUUUGUACAUCAAACCACUUGAAAAUUUGUAUGUAAUAUGCUAGCCCCGAUGAUUCAGUAAUGUGAACCUUGUGUAGCAUCUUUGUAGCUUAAUAGUGUUAGAGCAAUCACUUUUGGAAGCUUUAAUCUUGAUCAUUUACAUAUUCAGUAUAACAGAGUUAAGAGAUGUUCUGUGGAAUGUCUUAAUCUUUUUUAAAUGGAAGGCAGAUCGUUAGAUGUUGAUAAGUUGGCUGAAAAGGAUAAAUCAGUAGAGGAAUUGCAAGUUAUUGUGAAAACUAUAUCAAUUAAACAAUAGAAACUUAGCAAGAAGUUAAAGAUUAGUGCAAAUUUGAGAAAAGGUGAUGGUUUAGGAAGAUGGGAGGUUAUCUAUCUUGAGGUUAUCUUGAGAUGAUUUUGGGGCUUUUUUAGUGUCCCCGCGGCCCGGUCCUCGACCAGGCCUCCACUCCCAGGAAGCAGCCCGUGACAGCUGAUUAGCACUCGGGUACCUA